AUGGAAUCUCCGGUGCAGAUUUUUCGAGAGGAGGAAAUAGACCCUAAGAGACCUCCAAUGGGUUCAACAUGCUCUCCCAAUUGUAUGCCCAUGUGCACUUCCAGCUGCUUUGCCAACUCCAGUUUACUGCUAGGCUGGGAUGACUAUGAAAAUGUCAGCGACUAUCCUAUAUCCCCUACACAUGAGGGCAACCACACCACCAUUUCUCCCACAAUCUCUGUCAUCAUUACAGCAGUUUACUCCAUGGUUUUUGUUGUUGGCUUGGUGGGCAAUGCACUGGUGAUGUUUGUAAUUAUACGAUACACAAAAAUGAAGACUGCAACCAACAUUUAUAUAUUCAACUUAGCUUUGGCUGAUGCCCUAGUGACCACUACCAUGCCUUUCCAAAGCACAGAAUUUUUAAUGAGUUCUUGGCCUUUUGGAGAUAUUAUCUGUAAAAUAGUCAUGUCCAUUGACUACUAUAAUAUGUUUACCAGUAUAUUCACACUUACCAUGAUGAGUGUUGACCGAUACAUUGCAGUGUGCCACCCAGUAAAAGCCCUGGAUUUCCGGACACCACUGAAAGCUAAAUUCAUCAAUGUGUGUAUCUGGAUGCUUUCCUCCUCUGUUGGGAUAUCAGCCAUUGUACUAGGAGGCACUAAAAUAAGUGAUGGUGUCACAGAAUGUGCCCUGCAAUUUCCAUCUCCUUACUGGUAUUGGGACACAGUAAUGAAAAUUUGUGUUUUCAUCUUUGCAUUCGUCAUUCCUGUAUUUAUUAUAACAAUUUGCUACACUUUAAUGAUCCUACGACUGAAAAGUGUGCGUCUCCUAUCUGGAUCUCGUGAAAAAGACAGAAAUCUCCGACGCAUAACAAGAUUGGUGCUUGUUGUUGUUGCAGUGUUUAUUAUAUGCUGGACUCCCAUUCAUAUUUUUGUGCUCGUUGAGACCCUUGUGGAUGUCCCACAAGGCAUAGCAGUAAGCUCAAUCUACUAUUUUUGCAUUGCAUUGGGUUAUACUAAUAGCAGUUUAAAUCCAAUCUUGUAUGCAUUCUUGGAUGAAAAUUUUAAAAGGUGUUUCAAAGACUUCUGCUUUCCAUCAAAACUUCGCUUGGAUCGCCAAGGAAACAGUAAAGUUGGAAACACAGUACAUGAUCCGGCUUACAGAAGGGAAGGUGACCGAACUAACAAGCCAGUAUGA
This is a messenger RNA of Staurois parvus, 1176 nucleotides long. The record is from the annotation of a GenBank genome assembly. Lineage: Eukaryota; Metazoa; Chordata; Amphibia; Anura; Ranidae.